This is a messenger RNA of Trichobilharzia regenti, 753 nucleotides long. The record is from the annotation of a GenBank genome assembly. NCBI's taxonomy places the organism in Eukaryota, Metazoa, Platyhelminthes, Trematoda, Strigeidida, Schistosomatidae.
AUGUACUGUGAAUAUUUAAUUUUAGAAAGAAUGAUGAUCUGUGAACAUUGUGAAAGAGAAUUCACACGGAUAAGUCACCUUAAAGAACAUAUUCGAGUUAAACAUGAAGGCAAACUUUUCGAGUGUGAAACGUGUCACAAACAACUGAAAACAUAUAAAGGACUACAGAUACACAGAAAACUUCAUGAAGGUUUAUAUUUCAAUUGUGAUCAGUGCGAUGAGUCAUUCGUUCGGAAGUGGAAUCUUCAAGAACAUAAAAAGGAAGUUCAUGAAGGUCGAAAAUUCGAAUGUCCUGAAUGUGACAAGAAAUAUGCUACUAAAAAUUUUCUCAAUCAACACGUGCAGGUGAAGCACAGAGGUAUACAUUUUGUGUGCAGCAUCUGCGAUAAAAAGUAUGCCACAAAGUACCGAUUAAACAGACAUGUUAAAAUGUGUAAAAAAAUAGCAGAAAUGAACAAACGGAAGCAGACCGGUAAACGACAAUUAGUCUUCUCCUCAACAUCCAAACACCAUUUCACCUGGUCAGUGUGAUUAUUUUGUAUUCUUCUACAGCCAUGCCAAUAGAGUGUACAGACGAUUCAGGCAGUAUAGAGCGGACUGACUGAUUGACUGGCUGGCUGGUUGGCUGAAUGACUCUAUAACUCUGCAUAGUCAGAUUUUGUCCUACAAGAUUUGUACAUGCAUAUUUUUGUAAUAUUUUUGUAUUAAAUAACGAUGAGAGAGGUUGUAUGAGAAAUAAACUGUUAUCGAGAG